AUGCUCGCCCAGUACUUGUUGUCGGAACGAGAAUGGUUCUCGUUGUUUCUAAACAACAUGGCAGGAUCUAGGCAACUCUUACACGACUUACUGCAAAACGCGCUUUGGGUCGUCCACCGCCAGGAUCGGACCCGCGAUGCCGGGUCGAUCGUCACACUGGCUAUACAGUGGGCGGAGGGUACUUUGUCGAAUCCGCUUUCAACAGGUGACACCCAAGCCAUUCGAAAGCUCCGCCAUUUAUUCGUUUCGACGAGUUACCGUAUCAACAAUUUUCUGUCCAUGGUGGCGAAUACACCCAAUUGCGUAUCUUUGUCCCAUCGCGUCCGAGAAAGCAAAACGAGGUUAGACGACCUAGAUUCAUACGAAAUCUGCUUUUAUUAUCGGCAAUUCAUUCAAGACGUCAACUUCCACAAAACGCUAGACCUAGGGAUCUUCUCUGUGUUAUCCCGACCCGAGUACCGAGUGUUGGGAAUUGAAACCGUGUGUAAAAUAUCCUCAGCUGUAGCGUUGCAUAAGCCAGUACAUAUUCCCGCUAGCCCAAGGAUGCCUCCCAUCUGGAGCACACCAGCUGCAAUCGACGAGCCCGUCGCAGUGGCGAAAUAA
Molecule: messenger RNA, 603 nt
Organism: Fusarium poae
Lineage: Eukaryota; Fungi; Ascomycota; Sordariomycetes; Hypocreales; Nectriaceae
Exons: 2
Coding region: 1-603 (200 amino acids)
Source: RefSeq, a predicted model, not a curated record